UUCAAGAAUAACCAUCAUCCGGAAACGCAUCAAAGACAACUUCGCCCAAGAUGUCUUCUUCACCACUAACUUUGCACAUCCGCGCGGAAACCAAGCCCCUCGAACAUCGCACCGCUGUUCCGCCCAAGGUUGCGAGGAAACUUGUCGAGGCGGGUUACGUGGUCAACGUCGAGCGGAGUCCAUUGAGCAUCUUCCCGGACAACGAGUACGAAGGAACAGGAGCUACGCUUGUGCCGACUGGUUCUUGGACGGAAGCACCCAAGGACCAUAUCGUUGUGGGAUUGAAGGAGUUGCCGGAGGAGGAUUUCGCGUUGGUGCAUACGCAUGUUCAGUUCGCACAUUGCUAUAAGAAUCAGGGCGGAUGGGAGAAAGUCUUGAGUCGAUUCCCGAGAGGUGGAGGGACGCUGCUUGACUUGGAGUUCCUCGAAGAUGAGCAAGGACGACGAGUUGCGGCUUUCGGCUACCACGCCGGAUUCGCAGGAGCAGCUCUCUCCCUCAUCACAUGGGCCUGGCAACUCGAGCACGGCACCUCCAAGCCCGUGCCUGGAGUCACCGCCUACGAGAACGAAACACUCCUCGUCAACGACGUGAAGAAAGCCGUCGAGAAGGGCAAGUCGAUCGCCGGCCACCUUCCGCGAGUUCUGGUCAUCGGCGCUCUCGGACGUUGUGGCCGUGGAGCCGUCGACCUCUGCGUCAAAGCUGGUCUGCAAGACAUCCUCAAAUGGGACCUGCAAGAGACCAAAGCCAAACCAGGCCCCUACCAAGAAAUCAUCGAGUCCGACGUCUUUGUAAACUGCAUCUACCUCUCCGCCAAAAUCCCUCCAUUCAUCGACGCACCUUCCCUCGCCUCCCCGACCCGCAAACUCAGCGUCGUCUGUGACGUCUCCUGCGACACCACGAAUCCACACAAUCCGAUUCCGAUUUACUCCAUCAAUACGACGUUUGACAAGCCCACCGUGCCUGUGGAACUGUCCUCAGAGGCGAACGAUGUGCCGUUGAGUGUGAUUAGCAUCGACCACUUGCCGAGUUUGUUGCCGAGAGAGGCGAGCGAGGCAUUCAGCGAGGCAUUGUUGCCGAGUUUGUUGGAGUUGAAGGAGAGGAAGACGGCGCGGGUGUGGAGGCAGGCGGAGAAGUUGUUCGAGGACAAGGUGGCUAGUCUGCCGAAGGGUUCGUACUAGAGUCAUGGCCUUGAUGAGAAUUCGGGAGCCGGUGUGAGGGUAGUGUAACCAGGUAGCAACCAACACGUGUAAGCAGUCUGUAGACGAAUGUCUAUAUUGCCUACCGAGUGAAACGAAGGGACGCAAAAGGGAGCAAACAGGCCCGAUUCAGGCCCGGAGCAGCAACACCGGUCGUUCCCUG
This is a messenger RNA of Zymoseptoria tritici IPO323, 1359 nucleotides long. RefSeq lists its product as uncharacterized. The transcript is spliced from 6 exons. The record is from RefSeq and is a predicted model, not a curated record. The coding region runs from base 51 to 1178 and encodes 375 amino acids. Gene Ontology annotation, molecular function: saccharopine dehydrogenase (NAD+, L-lysine-forming) activity. Gene Ontology annotation, cellular component: cytoplasm. Lineage: Eukaryota; Fungi; Ascomycota; Dothideomycetes; Mycosphaerellales; Mycosphaerellaceae.